AUGAGGAUUGUCCAGCCGCUGUGGAUCCCAAAGGACACGCUCAACGCGGUCUCACACGCUGGUGAGUUGCUGGCCGUGGCGGGUGACGCUGGUGUGGACAUUUGGUCGACUCGUUUUGUUGACGAUGCCCAGACACCGACAACGACGAAUGUCGAGACUAAAGAGCGUUAUCUCAUAACGCGGAUGACUUAUGGAGCUGCGGUGUAUUGUGUCCGCUUCUCUCCAGACUCCAAAUGGCUUGCAGUAGCCACGGGAACCUCUACUUAUAUAUACAAAAACAACCAAUGGACCGAGCCGGUACAGAUUCUCCCUUAUCCCGCCCUAGACAUUGCAUGGAACCGGCUAAGCCGUGUCUUAGCCAUCGGAAUGAAGACUAUCCACGUAUUUUUGCUGCUACAGGAGGAGGAUCCAGAUGUUGCCGGAACCGACGCAAAGCCUCCGGUCAAUGUGCCUCAAAAUGCAGCUGAAAAACCGGCUGUCGAGCCUUCACGGGAACUCAAGGAACAACACUCGGUUGCCUCGGUGGUCGCCGUUUCCGAGGGACCACAUUCUGAUCGUCCGUUCGUGCAUGUGAAGGAAAUAACCGGGCAUCAAUCGUUUGUGUGUGGCCUCACGUUUGACCCUAUUGGUCUGUAUCUGGCCUCGCAGAGUCACGAUAGAACACUGAAAAUAUGGAAGCUGUCAACUUUUGGUUUGGAGAAAUCAAUUGCGAAGCCCUUUGAGGACAUGACGCUUGCGUCUCGUUUUCUUCGGCUGUCUUGGUCACCGGAUGGUGCCCACAUCGCUUCUGUGAACGCUGUGAAUGGCCUUUCGAAUGUCAUUGCCAUCGUUCAGCGCGAUUCUUGGUCGUUUGAUAUUAACCUCGUUGGACAUCAAGGUGCCAUUGAAUGUGCUGCGUUCAAUCCCCAUCUUUUCAACUGCCCUUUCAAAAGUCCGUCAUUGCCAGCUGUUCGCACGAUGGCACGCUUUGCAUAUGGGAGACCUCGCGAGCCCACCCAGCAAUUGUGUUUCACGGAUUAUCCAUACAGCAAUGUAUUUGUUUUUGUAUUCGAGGAGGAUGAAUUCGGUCCUCGAAUGCAACUCCCUGAAAUGCCCGAGCAGCCCUUUCCUGUUCCCCCGCCUGUUGUGCAUUCGGCUGAAAAAGAAACAGUUCCUCCUGUGACUUCUAAACCGUUGCCAGUUACUGCUAAAACUACCGCAUCCUUAGACCCCUCAACCGAACUUCCCUCACCUCACGUUGAUACCUCACAUCUUCCAUUGAAACGACUUAAACGGGAUACAAAUCAAACUCACUCGCAGCCUGUACAUGCUACUGUUGCUGAAACAAACGCUCAGAUACGUCUCGCUCGUCCGUGUGUUCGUCCUCACUGGACCCUGCCGGCCGGCAUUAAUGGAAUUUAUCUUGCCUUGCAUAAUUACGAAAAGUUUUCAUGUUUUGAAGUGCGGACAGAUGACGGAAACUCAUCUUUCGCUUUAGCCUCCUCGUCGUGGAAAAGUUAUUUGCCGAGCUCAAUUGUUCUGGCGCGUGCUUCUAAAAAAUGCAUUUCUUUGGCAUGCGAAGAUGGCGUCGUGCAUAUUUAUUCGCCAAAUGGUAGACGGUUGCUUCCUCCGCUGACUUUGGCUUCAGUUGCCUGCUGGCUCGAAUGCGAAAAUGAAUUUGUUCUAUGCAUCACCAGCACCGGUCUGCUUUAUGUAUGGAAUGUUGAUACCCGUCGUGCGGUACAUCCGCCGGUUGCGCUUCAUCCUCUGUUUCAUGUUAACGCUCAUGUCGGUGAGGUGAAGCGUGCAGCCUCUAUUAUGCACGUCUUUGUUACGGCGUCCGGAAAUGCGGUCGUCGUUCUCAGCGACGGCAACUGUUUCUCUUACGACGCUUCCAUGCAGACUUGGAUCCGCGUCAGUGAAGGCUGGUGGAUGAUUGGAAGUCAAUAUUGGGACACGCCUUUUGCUACGGAUGCUUUAUCAUUCUUGGAGCGCUGUACAGAUGAUGAGAUUAUGAAACAAGGACGAGGACGGUUUUUACAGCGUGUUGUCAAAGCUUCAAUGCUCCGGCAAGGUUACGAAAACUACGAAACGGUUGUUAGUGUACGACACUUGGAAAGUCGUAUGGCUAGUGCGGCCAGCAAUGCUUUUGCCAAAAGUUAUCACGAUGCUUUGAUACUGUAUGCGAAGCGUAUAGCCGAAGAGGGCAUGAAGGAGAAACUGGAAGAGCUGUGUCGGGAAUUGAUGGGACCACCCGGUCUUCGUCGUGCCGAUGAAGUCGCCGUACAGCUGGGAACUCGCGUUUGGGAACCGACUGUGGCUUCUCUUCGUAAACGCGACCUUCUUCGGGAAGUAUUAAUGGCCGUUGGACGACAGCGCGAAGUACAGCGCAUCACAUCUCAAUAUGUUGAGCUUUUGGACAAUCUCGAAAAAUCUUAA
This is a messenger RNA of Schizosaccharomyces japonicus yFS275, 2418 nucleotides long. RefSeq names its product hira protein Slm9. Gene Ontology annotation, cellular component: HIR complex; nucleus. The coding region runs from base 1 to 2418 and encodes 805 amino acids. The record is from RefSeq and is a predicted model, not a curated record. The transcript is spliced from 2 exons. Gene Ontology annotation, biological process: chromatin organization; chromatin remodeling; regulation of DNA-templated transcription. Lineage: Eukaryota; Fungi; Ascomycota; Schizosaccharomycetes; Schizosaccharomycetales; Schizosaccharomycetaceae.